Molecule: messenger RNA, 2026 nt
Organism: Branchiostoma floridae (Florida lancelet)
Lineage: Eukaryota; Metazoa; Chordata; Leptocardii; Amphioxiformes; Branchiostomatidae
Product: fibroblast growth factor receptor 4-like
Exons: 2
Coding region: 764-2026 (420 amino acids)
Biological process (GO): cell surface receptor protein tyrosine kinase signaling pathway; protein phosphorylation; multicellular organism development
Cellular component (GO): signaling receptor complex
Molecular function (GO): transmembrane receptor protein tyrosine kinase activity; ATP binding
Source: RefSeq, a predicted model, not a curated record
GCAGCAAUGCCGAACUUUCUGUCCAUCUGAUCCAUGACUUAACGACAAUGGCUGAUUUGCUUCAGCGGUUUACCAAGAAUAGAUAUUCAGAAAAUCCCAGCUAUAUCUACCAAGCAUCUCUUACACACCCUACAGGGAGCAAAAUACGGUAUGUCUGCAAAAUUCCGCUGUUACUAACGGAAAAGUCAGUCAGAAUAGGUGUACCGCCAGACGCAAUAAGACUUGUACACGUGCAGUCGUUAGACAUAGAGGUCCAUCCGCAAGGCUGUCCUCUUGGAAAAUAUGGCUUACGCUGCGAUAAAAACUGCACCUGUCAGAACGGCGCCCGGUGUCAUGGGUUUAACGGGGCGUGUAAAUGUCAACACGGCUGGCAAGGUGUAGCCUGUGACAUUCCUAAACCUGACAUCGCCGCAACAACGACACCUAGCGAUUCAGCGGCCAUUUACAUUUCCAUUAACGUGACGAUUCACUGUCGUGUGUACCACAUUGAUGUCAAAACAUUGUCGUUGUGGUUUCCAAAUACAUCUAAGAUCAUGAGUGAAGGUGUGAAUGAAUUAGACAUAAUUGUUUUCAACGCACAGUUACAAGACAGAGAACGUUUUACAUGUGAGGCUAGAGGAAAAGAUGGAAAAGAGGUCAAUGCAACAAUUGUAUUAAACUUAAACUGUCCACCAAAUAGCAAAGGCAAACUCUGUGAUGAAGUGUGUGAUUGCCUACAUGGUUCAAGUUGUGACCGGUGGGCUGGUUGUGUGUGUCCGCCGGGAUGGACGGGAACCAGGUGUCAGACACAAUGCCCGGAAGCACGUACGGUAGAGACUGUGCAAAGACCUGUGGCUGCCAAAAUGGGGCGAGCUGUAGCCCUGACGACGGCAGGUGUAACUGCACGGCCGGCUGGUACGGAUCGAACUGCGACGGAGCCUGUCCCAAAAGCCGGUACGGUUGGCGGUGCCGGCAGGUUUGCAGCUGUAAAAACAACGCCACCUGUCACCACGUGGACGGCAGCUGUGCGUGUGUGCCACCGUGGGGAGGGAGGAACUGUGACAAACUUCACGUCACUCAGACUUCAUCGCUGAUCGAAAUCCUUGUUCCUCUGAGCUCCAUACUCCUAGUUGUUACCGUGGUAGCAAUCGUGCUCUACAAUACGGGAUGUUUCGUGAAAACAGAAGACCACGAAGCCGAAGUUCUCCGUGAGCUCAGGCGUGUGGAGGAGGAUCUAGCACAGAGACUACAGCCGGGCUGGCUCAGACGUUGGGAGAAGAACAUCCGCCAUCUUACUCCAGGUGACCUAAUAGGGGAAGGAAUGUUUGGGCGGGUGAUUCAAGCGCAACUUCGCACACCUGAAGGGGAUAUCACCGUGGCCGCCAAGACUGUCUGUUCGGAAGAUUCACAGACCUACCGAGACUUUUACCGAGAAGCUGCCAUAUUGGUUGUCGUGCAUGAAGAUAAUGACCACGACGUUCGCAGAUCAAACAUUGUCCAACUCUUAGGGAUGAUCACCAAGUCUAAAGAAAAGUAUAUUCUUCUAGAGUACUCACCAACAGGAGACCUCUUGUGGGUCCUUCGGCAGUUUAGAGAGGGCGAUGGGGACGACAAGGCUGACAUUCUUGAUCGUUUUCUACGAUACGCAGCGCACGUGGCACGAGCGCUAGGAGAACUGGAACGUCUGCGCAUCGUACAUCGUGACGUGGCCGCUCGGAAUGUCCUGAUCACGGUGGACGAUGUGGCCAAGCUAGCCGACUUCGGUCUGGCACGAGACGUGUACACCGCCACUGAUUACGUCUCUACGACUCAUGACGGAUGUCACAAACUCCUUCCGCUGAAGUGGAUGGCGCUGGAGUCCAUCGAGACCGGCGAGUACACCUGUCAGAGUGACGUCUGGUCCUUUGGCGUGCUGCUGUGGGAGAUCGCCACGCUGGGGAAAGAUCCGUGCUAUGAUGACAGGGUUCAAUUAGGAUUUCUUGAGUUGCUACAGAUGAAAGGAGGAUGCACGCAGAAGUCACCAUCGACCACGAUGACAACCAAGUAG